AUGUGGUCGAACCUGGGGUCUUUCUCGGAAGCCAUCGCGUGCCCAAAGGUUGACCUGCGAGCUGGGGACCCCGGCGCCACAGGUGCGUUCAUGGGGCGGAAGCUGGCAUGCGGUUCUUCGAGCUGUGAGGUCUGUGGGUUCGGGCGGGAGGGAGGUAUUCCCACAUGCAAGGCACGGGAGGAGUCGCAGCAGCUGGUGGAGUGGACGCGCUACGAAGAUCUCGAGAGGGAGGGGAAGAAACCGCUGCCGAACCAGCUAGUGACCAAGGAGGGCAAGCUCUGCGACCUUUGGGCGGAUUCCAAGAAGCACAGCAAGGUGUACAUGGAUCACCACACGAAGGCCAUGUGGGGGAGGAACUGUCACAGGGAGGACAUGUACACGUUCCCAAAUGGCGACCUGGUUAUCGAGGUGGACUUCAUCGAGAAGUUCGAACAUGUCCCUCCAUCCGUUCUGACCUGUGCGAGACACGAAUCGACCACCCUCAUGGUCGCAGUCGUACACUUCAGCCCGCAAGUGUUGGAAGGCGGCGGCAGGGUGCACCUCACUGAGACGUGGAUCUUUGCUUCUGAAGACCCUCGCCACGACUUCGACUUCCACCUCCAUGGGAUGCAUCAAAUCGCCGAUCACUACUUGGACGGAGACGGAAGCGCAGCAACUGCGGCCGCUGGAGAGGAGAAGCGGACGCCCCGCAUGCACAUUUUCACGGACGGCUGCGCCAAGCAAUACAAGGGCAGGCGGAACUUUCGGUUUCUGUCACACAGCGUACGGCAGCUCGGCUACAUCGUCGAGCACCAUUUCGCCGUUACGUCUCACUUCAAAGGCAGCCACGACGGCAUCGGCGCCAAAGCCAAGGGUGCCACGAGGAGAGAGAUGCUCAGGCCAGGAGAACGCUAUUUAGCUGACUUCUUCGCCUCGUGGACGCCGUAUCGCAUUCGACGGGUGUACGUGAAGCUCGUCGGACCAACGGAGAUCCAUCGGCCGGAGCCGGUCCUGAAGGGUAUUAAAGGUACGUGGGACACCUACGUCUUCAUCGGGGCGAACACGGCGAGAGACGCUUCCACCACCACCAGCCUCAGCGGAAACUCAAGCAUUCCAGACGUCAUGAAGAAUGAUUGGGAACUGGCGAGGGGAACGGAGACGGGGAAGGUGGCGGGAACGGAGCUGGUUGUGCUCACGGCGAGGAAGGUUGGGGAGGAGGAAGAGGGCAGCGUG
This is a messenger RNA of Ectocarpus sp. CCAP 1310/34, 1212 nucleotides long. The record is from the annotation of a GenBank genome assembly. NCBI's taxonomy places the organism in Eukaryota, Phaeophyceae, Ectocarpales, Ectocarpaceae.